Galeopterus variegatus (Sunda flying lemur) is the source of this 945-nucleotide messenger RNA. Its product is annotated as olfactory receptor 52D1-like. The transcript has a single exon. Lineage: Eukaryota; Metazoa; Chordata; Mammalia; Dermoptera; Cynocephalidae. The coding region runs from base 1 to 945 and encodes 314 amino acids. Gene Ontology annotation, cellular component: membrane. The record is from RefSeq and is a predicted model, not a curated record. Gene Ontology annotation, molecular function: G protein-coupled receptor activity; olfactory receptor activity. Gene Ontology annotation, biological process: G protein-coupled receptor signaling pathway.
AUGCCUCCUCUCAACACUUCUCGUCCGUCUCCUGUCACCUUUUUGCUGAUGGGCAUCCCAGGACUGGAGCACCUGCAUGUGUGGAUUGGGAUUCCAUUCUGCUCUAUGUAUGUGGUGGCUGUCGUGGGGAAUGUCACCAUCCUGGCCGUGGUGAGGGCAGAACGCAGCCUCCACGAGCCCAUGUUCCUCUUUCUGUGCAUGCUCUCAGUCACUGACCUGGUCCUCUCCACAUCCACAUUGCCCCGCAUGCUCUGCCUCUUCUGGCUCGGAGCCCAUGACAUCGCCUUUGAUGCAUGUCUGGCCCAAAUGUUCUUCAUCCACAGCUUUACUGCCAUGGAGUCAGGCUUCUUCCUGGCCAUGGCCAUUGACCGCUAUGUGGCCAUCUGUGACCCACUGCGCCUCACCACCUUUCUUACUCACACUCGAAUCAACAUCAUGGGUAUCAUCGUGGUGGUUCGGGGCAUAGCUUUCUUUUCUCCACGCCCCAUCCUGCUCAAGCAGCUGCCCUACUGCAGGACACGAAUCAUUGCCCACACCUACUGUGAGUUCAUGGCUGUGGUGAAGCUGGCUUGUGCAGACACAGGGUCCACCAAGCGUUACAGCCUCAGUAUGGCUUCCAUCAUCGGUUCCUGUGAUGCUGUCCUCAUUGCUGUAUCCUAUGCCUUCAUCCUCUGCUCUGUGUUCCACCUGCCAUCCCGAGAAGCUAGCUUUAAGGCUUUGGGCACGUGUGGCUCCCAUGUCUGUGUCAUUCUUGUUUUCUAUUCCACAGCUGGAUUUUCCAUUUUCACUCACCGUUUUGGGAAAAAUGUGCCAGCUCAUGUUCAUAUUUUUAUUGCAAAUAUGUACAUUUUGGUGCCCCCUUUUCUCAACCCCAUCGUGUAUGGAGUAAGGACCAAGAAAAUACGUGAUCAUGUUUUCAGAACACUAAGGAUCAAUGUUGCUUGA